Molecule: messenger RNA, 285 nt
Organism: Nezara viridula (southern green stink bug)
Lineage: Eukaryota; Metazoa; Arthropoda; Insecta; Hemiptera; Pentatomidae
Source: the annotation of a GenBank genome assembly
AUGUUUAGCUUAACGAAGCGUCCAAGCAAACUCACAGGCGGGAGAACUUCCACCCUUGAGAGCACACCUGAACGGCUGGUAGUUGCCGGGCUGGUAGGUUCCGUAGACGGUUCGGUCCAUCACUGCAGCGACAAGCGUCCCACUCCUGGUGAGCGGGGGAGGGAGCGGCGGGGAUAUCCUCUAGAUCCUGGCGGCUUCCAGGUAGACCCGGAGGAGGGAUACGAUCGGCCGGGGUCAAGGGGAUCUAACCUAUCUUCAAGGGGACACGGAGCAAGGAGGAAAUGA